AUGAUUACUCGACGAGUAGUCAAUAAACAUCGAUACCGUCGUCCACGGACAGCUCGAACUGAUGUGAAUAUUAAGAAGCUCAAGCAAAAGCUGCAACGACAAAAGUUAUCAACUACAAAAGUUGCAUGUGAAUUUGGUGUAUCUCCUAUGGUGAUAUUGGAUAAAGGCCAACUCGGCCAUGACCGAUACAUCAAAGAAGUACUUCCAGUGGCACUUAAAUAUGGAAACCACGUCUUUGGAAAUGACUGGACAUUCCAGCAAGAUGGUGCUACACCACAUACUCAUCGUUUGACACAACAAUGGUGUCACGACGAUUUUCCAUCAUUCAUCGAUAAAGACCAUUGA
Molecule: messenger RNA, 345 nt
Organism: Adineta ricciae
Lineage: Eukaryota; Metazoa; Rotifera; Eurotatoria; Adinetida; Adinetidae
Source: the annotation of a GenBank genome assembly